Messenger RNA from Ooceraea biroi (clonal raider ant), 959 nucleotides. It is a transcript of the gene Prx2, whose product is annotated as Peroxiredoxin 2. Lineage: Eukaryota; Metazoa; Arthropoda; Insecta; Hymenoptera; Formicidae. Gene Ontology annotation, molecular function: thioredoxin peroxidase activity. Gene Ontology annotation, biological process: leukocyte activation; cell redox homeostasis; hydrogen peroxide catabolic process. The record is from RefSeq and is a predicted model, not a curated record. Gene Ontology annotation, cellular component: cytosol.
ACUUCAACCGCUAUACAUAUAUAUGUAACGGUCGAUAUUAAGAGCUUCUCCGCGAACCGGUCACCGGCUAGUUCCCAUUCUCUUCCCGUCGUUGUUGCGUCUCUCGCACCGUCGACCGCAGUCUUCUACGAAGUCAGUUGAAUCGAGCAAACAGUAGCGAUCAUGCCAGUGCCCCAGCUCCAGAAACCGGCGCCCGCUUUCUCCGGCACCGCUGUUGUCAAUGGUCAAUUCAAGGAUAUCAAACUCUCCGAUUACAAGGGCAAAUAUGUUGUUCUCUUCUUCUAUCCAUUGGACUUCACUUUCGUUUGCCCGACUGAGAUCAUUGCUUUCUCCGAUCGCGUGAAGGAGUUCAAAGAUAUCGGCUGCGAGGUGAUCGCUGCGUCGACGGACUCGCACUUCUCCCACCUCGCGUGGGUGAACACGGCCCGCAAGCAGGGCGGUCUCGGCGAGAUGAACAUUCCUCUCCUCGCGGACAAGAGCUUCAAGAUCUCUCGCGACUACGGCGUGCUCGACGAGGAGUCGGGAAUUCCUUUCCGCGGACUCUUUAUCAUCGACGAUAAACAGAACUUGCGCCAAGUUACCAUCAAUGACUUGCCCGUGGGAAGAUCCGUGGACGAAACGCUGCGUCUGGUCCAAGCAUUCCAGUACACCGACAAGCACGGCGAGGUGUGUCCGGCCGGCUGGAAACCCGGCAAGAAGGCCAUGAAGCCCGACGUCGCCGGCUCGAAAGAAUACUUCAAGGAUCAAUAGACAAUAAGAUAUCGAAUAAUAUGUCUCUCCUCGUGCAUCCUGUUGAGUACACUCGUUUGCGUGUUUUAUACUCUCUCUCGCCGUGUAAUCUGCAGUUUGAUACGUACGUUACUCCUGUGUGUUUACUUAGCGUAGCUGGGUAUACAUAUGUAUCGCGACCAAUCAGUAUGAAGCACUUGUCUUUAGUUUAAUAAACGGAUUUAUUUUCU